Messenger RNA from Clonostachys solani, 351 nucleotides. The record is from the annotation of a GenBank genome assembly. NCBI's taxonomy places the organism in Eukaryota, Fungi, Ascomycota, Sordariomycetes, Hypocreales, Bionectriaceae.
AUGCAGCACAAAUACGGCGACAAGGGCCCUGCCCACUGCGGCUCAGUCGCCGUGUCCAUUGUUGGCAUCGUAUUUGGCAGCGCCAUUGUCAUCGUCGUCUGCUCCUUCAUCUACUGCCUGAUCAGGAGGAAGCUCAACCUGCGCGACAAGUAUGCCCGCUGCAACGGAAACUGCGAAUGCGAAGGCGCUUCCCGACCGCCCCCCACCCGAGUUCCUCGCCCUUCUCCCCCCGCCCCCGAACAAAACGAUGCUGUUGCCGGCCCGAGCGUUGACCCUCCGCCCUAUCUGGGCGAUCAGAACGAGGAGCGACAUGGUUUGAUGAGCCAUAACGAUUAUAAUAAGUCGACUUAG